AUGCACCCUGGCAACAGUCAUGAAGUAUCCAAAAUAGCAUCGAAAGAAUGGGAAAAUAAAACGCUAGACCUAGACGCUUUUCUCAAAAGUUAUACAAAGAAGAAAAUUCAUUCCUCUAAACGAGCACUUAAACCUGCCGUCUCUUCGAAACGAACUCUUAAAACUUCCGUCCCUUCGAAACGAGAACUUAAAACUGACGUCACUUCGAAACAAGUAAGCUCUGCGGACAUGAUCACGAAUAAAGUUUGUGCCUCUAACCAAGUGGUUAAGACUACCGUCUCUUCGAAGCAAAUAAUCUCGGUAGACAUGUUCAUUAACGGAAUUCCACCAACUCCUAUGCAACGUACGGUACCUGAUCAGGCUUUCAAUAUAAUUGAAGGUAAUAAUAAUGUAGUCUAUGAUAAUAACAGUAAUGAUUAUAAAGA
This is a messenger RNA of Racocetra fulgida, 425 nucleotides long. The record is from the annotation of a GenBank genome assembly. NCBI's taxonomy places the organism in Eukaryota, Fungi, Glomeromycota, Glomeromycetes, Diversisporales, Gigasporaceae.